GCGCGGUCACACACACACACUCAGCUCUCAGAGACGGUGGGAUGAGUCGAGUCGGUCGGUCAUGAGAGAAAAGUAUGUUCACACAUGGACCGCGAACAUGGAGUAUUAUGAAAGAGAGAGAGCAGGCGGCGCGGUCGGUUUCUACGUCUGAGUUCACCGGAGUGCGAGGAGGCUGCGGAGCGGACGUUAAGAACCGUUAGCUGACUAACGGCUGACUAACGGCUACGGGAUAUUUACACAACGAUGGCAACUCCCCAUCAGUGAGGAACUUUGCUGCCCUGCACCCCCUCCACCCUCUGUCCCCGACACCUUGACACAACUAUUUUCCGUCUCCUAUUUCCUUUUUGUCCCUCUCUCCAUCUUUUCCUGAAGCCCUCCAGUUCAGUCCCUCCCCCUGCCUCUGAAUCCCCCCUUUGUUUGAAACAUGGACUCCUCUGGAGAGAUACCCUCAACCCAGGAUGGACAUCUCGAGCCCAGGAGCAGCCCCGGGCGCUCUGAUCUCAGCGGACUGUACCAUCUUGGUCGGACGUUGGGCAGGGGCCACUUCGCCGUGGUCAAGCUGGCUCGUCAUGUCAGCACCAGGCAACUGGUUGCUGUCAAGAUGAUUGACAAGACAAAACUUGAUGUUAUGGCAACAAGCCACCUCUUACAGGAAGUGAGAUGCAUGAGGCUGGUGCAGCAUCCCAACGUGGUCCGCCUCUACGAGGUCAUCGACACGCCCACCACCCUCUACCUGGUCAUGGAGCUGGCCGAAGGGGGCGACCUCUACGACUACAUCCUCCGCCACGAGGGAGGUGUGGCCGAGGGUACCGCCAAGCGUCAUUUCGCCCAGAUCGUGCACGCCGUGGCGUACUGCCAUCGGCUCCACGUGGUGCACCGUGACCUGAAGCCAGAGAACGUGGUGUUCUUUCCCCAGCAGGGGGCGGUGAAGCUGACAGACUUUGGGUUCAGCAACUUAUUCCAACCCGGAACGAUGUUGGCCACCAGCUGCGGGUCGUUGGCGUACUCCGCUCCAGAGAUUCUGCUGGGAGAAGAAUAUGAUGCUCCAGCUGUGGAUAUCUGGUCUCUUGGGGUGAUCCUGUACAUGCUGGUGUGUGGAGUCCCUCCCUUCCAGGAAACCAACGACAGUGAGACUCUGGUCAUGAUUCUGGACUGUCGCUACUGCGUCCCCGAACACGUUUCAGACGACUGCAGAGACCUGAUCUCCAGGAUGCUCAAGAAGGACCCGUCUUGCCGCGCCUCACUCGAGGAGAUCGAAGCUCACGACUGGCUGCAGGGGCUGGACGACGCGCUGCUCACCCCGGAGGCCCCGCCACACUGGCUCUCAGGGGCCCUCUCUCCCAGCUCUCCCCGCUCAGGAGUACCCGAGUGUGGGGACCUGCUCGCCGCAAGGCCCCCGCCUCAACAGCCUUUCCCCGGCCCCUGGCAGCCCAGCAUCAGCUUCACCCUCCGUCCACCUCCGGCCGAAGAGCCUCCGGUCACCAAGAACCUGCCUGCGCUACAGCAGAUCUGUGAGGAAGAAGAAGAAGAAGAAGAGGAGGAGGAGGAGGAGGCUAAAGAGGGUGAAGGUUUGUCAUCUUUGUUAGAAACAGAGCCAGAAAAAGAAGCUGAGGAAAUGCUUGAUGGUGCAGAUGAUCAUGAGUGCAGGGAAGAAGAGCAAAAAGAAGAAUUAGGAGGCUUAGUGGAGAUAAUGGAGGAGGAAGAGGAGGAGCAGGAAGAGAUGGAGACGGAAAUAAAGAAAGAAGACAGUGAGUGUGUGAUUUCAGACCAGCCAGUCAGUCAUGGAGACAAGCCGGUCAGUCAGACAACUAAAGCCCCGCCAUCGUCUCUGCCUGGUUUGGGGGUACCGUGCUGUAGGGGGCAGUCGGACACCACAAGCCCAGAGGAAGGACAGGACGAGGAGACAGAACCUAACAACAACACCAACAAACCUCUUCCUCUCCUCCCUGCAUCCUCUGUGCCCUCCAUCCCUGCGUCCUCCUCCAGACUCAUCCUGAACGAGAAGGAGGCGCAAAAAACAGGAAGAGCAGGAGAACAAGACGAAAAAACAGAGGAGGGGGGAAGAGAUGACCUCUUAACAGACAGAUCUCAACCCCACAAUGCAUCAGGGACCCGGGACGAGGCUGUUCCCAGGGCGGAGCAGGGGAAACGACAUAGCUUAAAGCUGCGCGAGAGACUCUUUCAGUUCCCUCUGUGUGAGAAAGCUCUGGCCUUCAACAUACCGACACACAACAAGCCCAAGAUCCUGCCGCUGGCUCAGUACAACUGCUGCCAUGUGCUAUAAGUGAAACCAGCCUGUGAUGUGCUGCUCGCUCACUUGGGAUAUGCAGACUGGUUAGCAGUGGGCAGGUGGCUGGCUUCACUUUGUGAAGUGGCAAACUGCCGAGCUCCAUGCUGAGCCUUUCUGCUGCAGAGACCUCGAGGCAGGAGAGCAGCAAACACCAAGCGUGCAGGACGGGACGUGUACAGCUUCAUACCUACAACACCCGGCUCUAGCAUUGGCUCAUGUAAUAAACAUUGUGUUAAGCUAGAGGUGGUGUACAGCACAGUAGUCGGACUUAGUAGAACCUCAUGCAUUUGCUGCUGUUACGAGGAGCAACCAUAGAAUUACAAUGACUAGACUGUGUCCAAUCUGUAGCUUAGGACCAAUACUGCACCAAUGAGUGAUGACCCUGAUGAAGGCCACAGGCCGAAAUGUGUUGGUCUAACGCUGUGUUCAGACCAAGAGCGAAGCGAAUUUUUGCUUUACUCACGCGAGUUGUAUCAUUUGUGUUAAUUUGCGCUAGACGCGUUGUCGCCAUAGAUACCAACAACUUUUCUUUCCGUCAUUUCCACCAUCAACCAUGGGAGAAAUAACCACGGUUGCUGCUCUGUAUAUGUUGUGGAAGUCCCAGAUAUGUCAGAAAACCACCCGGCGGUGAGCUGUAUUCACAUUCAGUGCCAUUGCACUGACUGUAUCUAGCGAGCCACACGUCGAUACUGCGGAAUGAACCCAAAAUAUACACAUUGUGAUGUGAUUUAAUUUCAAUACACAUAUCAAAAGGAUGCUGAUAUGACAACAUAUGAUGCCGAUUUGUCUGAAUUCAUGCUUUGUCAGGUCUGUCCGCAAGACGACAAGCAAACGACUUGUAAAAUGCUUGUUUUCUGAAUGGAGUUUGGAUCGAUCAGUGCCAGGCUUUGUAGCUGCUCCAUCAACACUCAAGAUAAAGUCAUGUAGGCAUAAAUACGGGAGCGACAUUGUUGUUUCUACCAUAAACAGUCUGGGGUUUACACACAUAAAUUUAUACACAGAGUUUCGUCCGGUCUCUUUCCAAAUAUGAUGAACUAUUGUAGCUCUAUGUGCCCACAGAGAGCAGCAAUAUUUCUUUCCUCCAAUUUCCUCACUUUUUUUCGUCCACGUCAGUGACGACCGGAGGAGAAUCUCAACACUGAGGGUUUCGCGACACAGCGUCAGCAGAUUUCUUGCUCAAGUUGAAAUAUUUCAACUCACGCAAAUGAGGCAAAUUUUGCAUGUUCGCGUUGCACGAAUUUGCGUCUGUUCGCCUCUUUGCAUUGACUUUGUAUGUAAUUGCGCCAUGCCAAAAGUUUGCUUCGCUCUUGGUGUGAACACACCAUUACAAUAAAGUUGUUCUAUAUACUACAAGUGUUGCUGGAGAUUUGACCUCCUCAGACAAUACUGGACCUACAGGAAGGAUGA
Molecule: messenger RNA, 3697 nt
Organism: Sebastes umbrosus (honeycomb rockfish)
Lineage: Eukaryota; Metazoa; Chordata; Actinopteri; Perciformes; Sebastidae
Gene: snrkb
Product: SNF related kinase b
Exons: 5
Coding region: 425-2284 (619 amino acids)
Biological process (GO): protein phosphorylation; intracellular signal transduction; microtubule cytoskeleton organization
Cellular component (GO): cytoplasm
Molecular function (GO): tau-protein kinase activity; ATP binding; protein serine/threonine kinase activity
Source: RefSeq, a predicted model, not a curated record